GAUGUGCGUUUUUAGUCACUUGGAUUAAGUUUAACGGUUUGAAAACUAUACAAUUUUACCGCUUUACAUUGUUGCUAUGGUAUAUAUUAAUCAGAAAAGCGUCCUACUCAAGAAAUAGGCAGAAUGCGCUCUCCGAUGUCACCUUAUUUUGAAGGGAGUAACGGAAGUCUGUUUCCAUGCUCGCUAUCUUGACACUAUUAUUGGGCGCCCAGUGUUUGGCGCAGCUCCGCCGGUGUAAACUUUCCCUCUGGUUCUGCUACUCGGCCGCCAGCAGUUCUAGCUAGAAGCAUGGCGGACCGGGACGAGCGCCGCUUCGCCGAGGUUUCCCGGGAGUCCGUCAAACUCAUGGCGGAGAGUGCAGGCGCGGAGCUGGGCGACGACGUGGCCGCGCUGCUGGCCGAGGACGUGUGCUACCGGCUCAGGGAGGCCACGCAGAGCAGCUCUCAGUUCAUGAGACAUGCCAAGAGGAGGAAGCUGACGGUGGAGGACUUCAACAGAGCUCUGCGCUGGAGCAACGUAGAGGCCGUAUGUGGCUAUGGGGCCCAGGAUGCUCUCCCGUUCCGCCCAGCAAAGGAAGGAGAGCUUUUCUUUAUCGAGGACCGGGACAUCAACCUGGUGGAGUUGGCUCUGGCCACCAACAUCCCCAAGGGCUGUGCUGAGACCAUGGUGCGAGUAAACGUGUCUUACCUGGAUGGGAAAGGCAACCUGGAGCCCCAGGGGACAGUUCCCUCAGCAGUGCAGUCUCUGUCGGACGACCUGUUGAAGUACUACCAGCAGAUAACCCGGGCCAUCCUGGGUGAGGACCCCCACCUCAUGAAGGUGGCUCUGCUGGACCUCCAGUCCAACUCCAAGAUCGCUGCCCUUCUGCCAUACUUUGUUUAUGUCAUCAGCGGGGUGAAGUCAGUCAGCCACGACCUGGAGCAGCUCAACAGGCUCCUCCACAUGGUGAAGAGCCUGGUCCAGAACCCCUACCUGUACCUGGGCUCGUAUGUGCGCAGCCUCGUCUCCAGUGUCAUGUACUGCAUCCUGGAGCCGCUGGCCGCCUCCAUCAACCCGCUCAACGACCACUGGACCCUGCGGGACUACGCAGCCCUGCUCCUCAGCCACAUCUUCUGGACUCACGGGGAUCUGGUGAGCGGUCUCUACCACCAGAUCCUGCUGUCGCUCCAGAAGGUCCUGUCCGACCCGGUGAGACCACUCUGCUCUCACUAUGGAGCCGGUGGGCUCCACGCUCUGGGGUGGAAGGCUGUAGAGAGAGUGCUGUUUCCUCACCUCCCUGCCUACUGGGCCAACCUCCAGGCCGUGUUGGACGACUACUCCGUGUCCAACGCCCAGGUCAAAGCAGACGGACACAAGGUCUACGGAGCCAUCCUGGUGGCAGUGGAGCGCCUGCUGAAGAUGAAGGCUCUGUCUCAGCCAGCAGACGGAGGCUCCAGCGGUCAGCCGGGCUCUGCUGUGGGUGUUGUGGGUUACAGGGUGAGCUCCCCCGGCCUCAGUCCUCCCCCAGAGCCCCUGUCGGAGGCCGCCCUGGGCAUCGCCAGCCACCUUCAGGCUGGCGGGGCCGGCUGUCCGUGGGAGGAAUGGACCCCGGUCCCUCUCCCCGCCAUGUACUGUGAACUCUACUCCUUCUUCGGGGACAGCCUGGCGGUCCGGUUUAGCACAGGGCCGGGGUUCGGCAGCUACCCUCCCUGCCCCCCGUCACAGCUCGGUGAUGCCAGGAAGGAACCCUGUGGCCCCGCCUCCAACCCCGACACCGCCCGGAAGAUGCCUCAGCUGACCGCCAACCUCAAUAUCAGCCCCAGGCAAGAUGGGAGUCCUCGUACGGACCCGCCCCCCCCCAGCCUGGCAUCUACCGGACCAGGAAGAUCCCUAGCUCGCUCCUCUUCUUCCUCAUCCUCCUCCUCCUCUGUGCAGCGCUCCAAAUCUUCCUUGUCACGUUCGGGUCAGCGGCCAGCCGGCCCGUCUCGCGAUGUUUUCCCCAAAGCCCGGUUCACCUCCCCUCAGACGGGACUUCCUGUGUUCUCCUUCCUCAUCGGCGGGCGGCAAAGGGGUCGCCGUUGCAAGGCGCGGCCCUUCCAGACCACGUUCGCCCCGACUCCACCCGUUCCUGCCGUCCCGCCACGGGCCUACGCCCACAAGCUGCCUGUGAUCGGCAGGGUGGGCAAACCCGUGCGCCGCUGGGCGUGCUCCCAUUACUCCCUUCACCUGCCUCUCUAGAGAAGGGAACUGCUGCAGACUUCUACAUGCCCAUACUCAUAUUUUUAUAACUACAUAGUCAUAUCACUUCAGCUGCCAGUAAUCAGUCUUUUGUGAUAUUUUCAUAGCAAGGAUUCUGUUUUAUUAAGAUGGAAAAUGACAUUUGGACCAUAAUUCACUGAGUCAACAAAAGGCGCGAUAGACACUGUUAUAGUGACAUAAAAAGUAUUAAUAUAACGGGUGUCGACCACAACAAUUAAAACGCAGUACAAUAUUCAAGCAUUUCACAUUUGUGAAUGUGGAACCAGAGAAUGUUUUUGGGACAUGAUUCAAAAGAUAAGUUUAUCAGAAAAACUGUUUAUCUUUUUGAUUAUUUUGUUUAUAUCGGUUAACUAAUUAGUCAACUAAUGAUUUGAGCAUAUGCUCCUCUGAAUACGAUGAGGUUAAGGGCUUGUGAGCCAGAGCUCAGACCAGGACCUGGAUCCCCCCCAGGAGAGAGACCAGGAUGAGGGAUGAGUGGUUACUGGAUACCUGCCGAGGAGCCGUGCACGUGUUCCACGUGUUUUGACAUCUUGUACAUAGCUGCUGUUUUUCAUUGAAUAAAACCUUUUCUGUUUUGAAA
Molecule: messenger RNA, 2818 nt
Organism: Cyclopterus lumpus (lumpfish)
Lineage: Eukaryota; Metazoa; Chordata; Actinopteri; Perciformes; Cyclopteridae
Gene: taf6l
Product: TAF6-like RNA polymerase II, p300/CBP-associated factor (PCAF)-associated factor
Biological process (GO): transcription initiation at RNA polymerase II promoter; RNA polymerase II preinitiation complex assembly
Cellular component (GO): SAGA complex; SLIK (SAGA-like) complex; transcription factor TFIID complex
Molecular function (GO): RNA polymerase II general transcription initiation factor activity; protein heterodimerization activity; transcription coactivator activity
Source: RefSeq, a predicted model, not a curated record